Molecule: messenger RNA, 2739 nt
Organism: Elephantulus edwardii (Cape elephant shrew)
Lineage: Eukaryota; Metazoa; Chordata; Mammalia; Macroscelidea; Macroscelididae
Gene: STON2
Product: stonin 2
Exons: 6
Coding region: 22-2739 (905 amino acids)
Biological process (GO): synaptic vesicle endocytosis; clathrin-dependent endocytosis; regulation of endocytosis
Cellular component (GO): AP-2 adaptor complex; synaptic vesicle
Molecular function (GO): clathrin-cargo adaptor activity
Source: RefSeq, a predicted model, not a curated record
GAUGACCAGCGCCUUCCUAGCAUGACGACCUUGGACCAUGUGAUUGCCACCCACCAGUCAGAGUGGGUGUCCUUCAAUGAGGAGCCGCCCUUUCCUGUCUCUUCUGAGGGAGGCACUGCGGGGGUCCUCUCAGGACUGUCACCUUCCUCAGAUCAGUCCGAGAGCUCCUCUGGGGAGAACCAUGCCGUGGAUGGCGGCUCCCAGGACCUGUCCCCUUCGGAGCAGGAUGACUCCUCAGAAAAGAUAGGCCUCAUCUCUGAAGCAGCCUCCCCUCCUGGAAGCCCUGGAGAGCCCACGCCUGACCUGGCCUCAGCCAUCAGCAACUGGGUUCAGUUUGAAGACGACACACCUUGGACCAGCACAUCACCACCUCAUAAAGAAGCUGGUGGGACAGCCCUCCCAUUGGCCAUGCCCUGCUGGACCUGUCCUUCCUUCAGCUCCCUGGGGAGAUGCCCUCUGGCUUCCGAGAGCAGCUGGACCACCCAUUCUGAAGACACCAGCAGUCCUAGUUUUGGUCCUUCGUACACAGACCUGCAGCUCGUCAGUGCUGAGGAACAGACGAGUGGCAGGGCUUCUGGAGCUGACUCCACAGACAAUUCCUCCUCGCUCCAGGAAGAUGAAGAAGUAGAAUUGGAGGCCAUCAGCUGGCAGGCGAGCAGCCCAGCCAUGAAUGGGCAUCCUGACGUCCCUGUGACAGCGGCUCAAUUCCCCAGCUGGGUCACUUUUGAAGACAAUGAAGUUGGCUGCCCUUUGCCAACAGCCACCUCUCCUCUGAAGCCAGACGUGCCACCCAUCACAUCAGUGAUCCCAGAUGGACGUAAUACCUCAGCGGGGUCCUUUAAAAAGAGGGAACGCCCCAAAAGCACGUUGAUGAACUUCUCCAAGGUUCAGAAGCUUGACAUCUCCUCCUUGAACCGUCCACCUUCCCUAACCGAGGCCCCGCCCUCCAUAGCAGAGGCUCCGCCCUGGAGGGCCACCAACCCUUUCCUGAAUGAGACUCUGCAGGAUGUCCAGCCCUCCCCUAUCAACCCUUUCAGUGCUUUCUUUGAGGAGCAAGAGAGGCGUUCCCAAAACAGUUCCAUUUCUAGUGCUACCGGCAAAAGCCAAAGAGACUCCCUCAUUGUCAUCUAUCAGGAUGCCAUUAGCUUUGAUGACUCGAGCAAAACUCAGUCACACUCUGAUGCCGUUGAAAAACUCAAGCAGCUCCAGCUCGAUGAUCCAGAUCACGUGCCCAGUGCCACACUCCCCGACGAUGACCCCAUAGCCUGGGUUGAACUGGAUGAUCACCCACCCGCUUCUGCGCUUUCCCAGCCCCGGGAUGGAUGGCCAAUGAUGCUCAGGAUUCCCGAGAAGAAGAACAUCAUGUCCUCCAGGCACUGGGGACCCAUCUACGUCAAGCUGACAGAUGCCGGUUCUCUGCAGCUGUAUUACGAGCAGGGCCUGGAAAAACCAUUCCGUGAGUUCAAACUGGAGAUCUGCCAUGAGAUUUCCGAGCCCCGGCUCCAGAACUACGAUGAGAACGGCAGGAUCCACAGCUUACGGAUCGACAAGGUCACGUAUAAGGAGAAGAAGAAAUACCAGCCCAAGCCCGCCGUGGCCCACACAGCAGAGAGGGAGCAGGUGAUUAAGCUGGGCACCACCAGUUACGAGGACUUCCAGAGCUUCAUCCGUGCCGUUCAGGACUGUCUCAUGGACCUGCCCGUGUCCUCCACGGACUUGAGCACCGUCGGCUUGAACUACCUUGAGGAGGAGAUUACGGUGGAUGUCAGAGAUGAGUUCUCCGGCCUCGUGAGCAAAGGCGAGAACCGGAUUCUCCAGCACCACGUCUCGACCCGGAUCCAUGUCCUGAGCUUCCUCUCGGGCCUGGCCGAGUGCCGCCUGGGCCUCAAUGACAUCCUCGUCAAGGGGAACGAGAUCGUCUCCCGGCAGGACAUCAUGCCCACCACCACCACCAAGUGGAUCAAGCUCCACGAGUGCCGUUUCCACGAGUGUGUGGACGAGGGGGUCUUCGGCACCUCGCGGGUCAUUCUCUUCAACCCUCUGGACGCCUGCCGCUUUGAGCUCAUGCGGUUCCGGACGGUGUUUGCCGAGAAGACCUUGCCUUUCACGCUGCGGACCGCGGCCAGCAUCAACGGGGCCGAGGUGGAGGUCCAGAGCUGGCUGAGGAUGUCCGCCGGCUUCUCCUCCAACCGGGACCCCCUCACGCAGGUGCCCUGCGAGAAUGUGAUGGUCCGCUACCCCGUGCCCAGCGAGUGGGUGAAGAACUUCCGCAGAGAGAGCGUGCUGGGGGAAAAGUCUCUGAAAGCCAAAGUGAACCGGGGGGCGAGUUUUGGCUCGGCGGGCCUGUCCGGCUCCGAGCCCGUCAUGAGAGUCACUCUGGGAACUGCCAAGUAUGAACACGCCUUCAACGCCAUUGUGUGGAGGAUCAGUCGGCUGCCUGACAAAAACUCAGCAUCUGGUCACCCGCACUGUUUCUUCUGCCACCUUGAACUUGGUUCUGACCGGGAAGUGCCUUCCAGAUUUGCCAGUCACGUGGACGUCGAGUUCAGCAUGCCCACAACCUCUGCCUCCAAAGCCGCCGUGAGAUCCAUCUCCGUGGAAGACAAGGCUGACGUCAGGAAGUGGGUCAAUUAUUCCGCACACUACAGCUACAAGGUGGAAAUCGAGCAGAAAAAGAGUUUGAAGCUGGACUUUGAAGGGGAAGAGGUGGAAAAUCCCAAGGAGUGUGGGGUGCAGUGA